Messenger RNA from Helianthus annuus (common sunflower), 399 nucleotides. RefSeq lists its product as uncharacterized. The coding region runs from base 1 to 399 and encodes 132 amino acids. The transcript has a single exon. The record is from RefSeq and is a predicted model, not a curated record. Lineage: Eukaryota; Viridiplantae; Streptophyta; Magnoliopsida; Asterales; Asteraceae.
AUGGACCUCAUGAACCGGGUUUGCCAGCCGAUGCUCGAUAGGUCGGUGAUCAUUUUUAUCGACAACAUUCUCGUUUACUCAAGAAAUGAGGCGGAUCAUGCUAGCCAUUUACGAGAAGUGUUAAAGAUACUAAGGAGGGAAAGAUUAUAUGCUAAAUUCAUGAAAUGCGCCUUCUGGUUACGAGAGGUGCAAUUCUUAGGGCACGUUAUAAGUGCCGAGGGAAUAUUAGUGGAUCCGUUGAAGGUGGAAGCUGUGUCGAAAUGGAACCCUCCAAGGAAUCCAUCCAAAAUUAGAAGUUUCUUGGGCUUAGCAGGUUACUAUAGGAGAUGCAUUCAAGAUUUCUCUAAGAUUGCAUCGCCUUUGACCAAGUUAACCGGCAAGAACGAGAAGUUCGUCUAG